AUGGACCUUGUAUUAAGUAUAGCAAGCGUACGGAUUAGAUGCAUUCUACUACCUACCGACAAGCUCUUAAUCCUCCCCCCCCCACCCAUUUCGACUUUAGUGGUCGAACGGGGACUCGGUCAGCUGGUGCAGCUGCCCCUCGCUCAGAGGGGUGAACGUUCCUUGCAAGCCGAGUUCGUCCGCGGCCAAUGCCUCGAACGUCCUCCUCUCUCUCUUACCCUGUUGACCCCCUCACCUCCCCGUGCCGCUCUGCCCGCGCCCUUCCUGCAUGGCAUCACCCCGGUGGCAUCAGCGGGAGACCCGGUGGACCCGAGUGCGGGGUGGCCCACAGAGGUGGAGGCGAGGGUGGCAGUGACGACGGCGGCGAGAGUGGGCGCUGCUCCCGCCGGUACGGCGCCCGCCGGCGUGAGCACGGUUGCGAGCGUGCAGUGGGGGAGCGCCAGCAGCUUGCCGGGGGGCGGGGCGAGUGGGCCGUGCUCCCGGGUGUCGUUCUUCCCGGGUGCCACCUGCAACGGCGCCGUCAUGCAACACAUCUACUCCUACUCCAGGUCCGUGCACGUGCCCGGCAGUGCUAGGCAGUGCCGUGGAUCUGGGUGGACGAUGCGUGUGGGGCAAGGUUGGGCACGGGUGGGGGAUGGGAAGGUUCUCUUCUUCCCCCAAGCAGCAACACCGCGGCCUUCACAUCAUCCCAAGCACUCGCGUCAGUUGUCUGCGGAAUCCGCUUCUAAAUCAGCGAGCGAGGUUUGGCAGAGAGAGUCCAAUGUGAAUGUGCUCGUGCCAUGUGCAGCGUCCUCGACGGUGUGCAAGUACACCACAUGCCCCGCCAACUCCGCGUGCUGGGAGACAAGCGACAUCGACAGCAGGGCUGCCACCUGCCGCUGCAAGGACGGCUAUGCUGUCAUCAACGGCACCUGCCAAGGUACCGUGCUGUGCUUGCCUGGGUGCACGGCUGUGGUUGCCAAGGUGCAAAAGGACUGUGCUUGCUAG
Molecule: messenger RNA, 987 nt
Organism: Closterium sp. Naga37s-1
Lineage: Eukaryota; Viridiplantae; Streptophyta; Zygnematophyceae; Desmidiales; Closteriaceae
Source: the annotation of a GenBank genome assembly